UAUAUCGGGAUAUAAAUUGUUGAUCCGUUCUGUCCAAACAAGUGUCGAAGGGAGAGGUUUGUCGGCCAACUAACCAUUCAUUGGAAGCGGAAUGUCGAACGGAAAAUAAGUGAUGGUGAUUGGAGAGUAACCGGACGUAUCGAAUUGGAUGCUUUCAAAGAUCUGAACAAAGUCGUCGACAUCGCCGCCAGGUGGUGGCAGUUGGUGCCAGGCAGAAGUAGCCAGAUAGUCAAGGACCAAGAUUAACGACCAAUUAAUUUGUCAACCUACCUAGCGCUUCCUGCUCCUCGGUGUUAGCGUGCAAGCAAGUCAGCAAGCAAGCAAGUUCACAAGCAACCAACCAAAUGGAAACGACUCACAAUUCGGGACUCGGCCCACUCGAUAAAAAAUCUGCUGACUUCGCUGGGCGGAUCGUGUGUCCUUCCUAUCAGGACACGUAGGAAGCGAGCAAACGGCAUUUGGACAAAUUUGUUUUUCGAGGAUUUAUUCGUGCGCGUAAUCAUUCCAUUAAAUGACCAACAAAAUGGCGAAACAUCACCGUCAUCAGAAUAUCAACCGUUCACCGCGGCUCAGCUAUCUGACAUCGCACUCGCAGUCGCAGUCCUUCAUGAGCGAAGGCGGUGGCGAAAUGGCCGAAAUGCUAUCGCUGGACGAAUCGGAGAAUCUGCUCAGCGAACGGUACAGUGGUUCCGCAUCGGCCAUUCAAGUUAUCAGCGGAAGUGCCUACAAUGGAUCCGGACUGGGUUCGACGUUGACAAUGAGCGGUGGCCCCAGCCAUCUGCAGCAUCAGCAACGGCUGGAAGAACUGGGCAUAAGCUACAGCGAUGGCGGUUUCAAUAGCAAGCUGCUCUCGCCGGCAGUUACGAUUGUAGAGAUGACGGCCGGAGGUUUGCUGCCUAAUUCCGGAAAUCUGCGACAUAAAAAUCAUCACAAACAUAGGCUACCACCGUCGGGCGCGGCAUCGGCAACGGCAGCAGCUGCUGCAGCAGUCGCUGCGUCCACGGAACAGACCACUCUGAAUGCCAUCGGUAAGUUUGCAAAGGGUCACACACCUGUCGAACCGCUGUCCAUCACUGAUUUCUUUGUAUCCGUUUCCACCGGUUUGUUUCUCUGUUUAGGUUUGCAAAUGUCGGUAGACCGUGGCGGACCGCAGGAGUGGGGUGAGGCAACUCGCAGCUACGUGAAAGCCCAACGGCGGCACGCCGGACGGGCCACAUUCCAGGGACAGGUGUACAAUUUCUUGGAGCGUCCCGCCGGCUACAAGUGUUUUAUUUAUCAUGUCUCAGUGUAA
Sabethes cyaneus is the source of this 1291-nucleotide messenger RNA. RefSeq lists its product as uncharacterized. NCBI's taxonomy places the organism in Eukaryota, Metazoa, Arthropoda, Insecta, Diptera, Culicidae. The coding region runs from base 512 to 1291 and encodes 259 amino acids. The transcript is spliced from 3 exons. The record is from RefSeq and is a predicted model, not a curated record.